ACGUCCUACGCUCAUCCCAGGAACCUGGCACUGUGAUGAAACACUCCUGUCCCUUCAUCUGAGUGACUCUUCCCAACAGCCCCUAAGAGGGAGAUAAUGUUUGAACUGAAUUAGUAAGGGUUCUGAAGUCAAAGCUCAUAAAAUUAAUGAUGGCAGGAAAAUCAUCACUUUUAAAAGUAAUUCUCCUUGGAGAUGGUGGAGUUGGGAAGAGUUCUCUUAUGAACAGAUAUGUAACUAAUAAGUUUGAUGCCCAGCUCUUCCAUACAAUAGGUGUGGAAUUUUUAAAUAAAGAUCUGGAGGUGGAUGGACAUUUUGUUACCAUGCAGAUUUGGGACACAGCUGGUCAAGAGCGAUUCCGAAGCCUGAGGACGCCUUUUUACAGAGGCUCUGACUGUUGCCUACUUACCUUUAGUGUCGAUGAUUCACAGAGUUUCCAGAAUUUGAGUAACUGGAAGAAAGAAUUCAUAUAUUAUGCAGAUGUAAAAGAGCCUGAAAGCUUUCCUUUUGUGAUUUUGGGCAACAAGUUAGACAUAAGCGAACGACAGGUGUCUACAGAAGAAGCUCAAGCGUGGUGCAGGGACAACGGCGAUUAUCCUUACUUUGAGACAAGUGCAAAAGAUGCCACCAAUGUUGCAGCAGCCUUUGAGGAAGCAGUUCGAAGAGUUCUUGCUACUGAGGAUAGGUCCGAUCACUUGAUUCAGACAGACACCGUCAAUCUUCAUCGAAAGCCCAAGCCUAGCUCAUCCUGCUGUUGAUCAUUAGAUAGAUGGUUGGUGCAUUUUAACAAACUCACACAUACAUGGUGAACAUGAGGGUGGAUAAGAGAAUUAGCAUUUGCAGCAAUGUGUCAUGUACUAAUAAAAUUAAUGUAUGUCACUGCUUCAUUAGUUGGUGAGAGAAGGGACACAUCCACUCUGGAGGAAUUGAUUUAUUCAGUAAUGGCACCUUGCCUUUCUAAAUUGUAACAGUUGUCUAAUAAAUGUUUCUUUAAAUAUGUAAGUUAGAGCUAAUAAAAAAUGACCAAGACAUUAAUUAUAAUUAAAACAAAAACUUGACUGUUCUAGAAGAUAUGCUUGGAUUUUUUUUUCCCCCGGGAAAAGGGAGAACUACUUUUCUAUGUGUAUAUUUUUAUGUAAUUAGCAUUCUGUUCUUGGUUCAAGGGAAAAAUCUAAAGAAAUACUGUUAUAAUAUUAAAGAUCAAAGUCUAAUGCA
Messenger RNA from Chinchilla lanigera (long-tailed chinchilla), 1212 nucleotides. It is a transcript of the gene Rab9a, whose product is annotated as RAB9A, member RAS oncogene family. The record is from RefSeq and is a predicted model, not a curated record. Lineage: Eukaryota; Metazoa; Chordata; Mammalia; Rodentia; Chinchillidae. The transcript has 3 exons. Bases 147 to 755 code for a protein of 202 amino acids. Gene Ontology annotation, molecular function: GTP binding; GTPase activity. Gene Ontology annotation, biological process: Rab protein signal transduction; retrograde transport, endosome to Golgi. Gene Ontology annotation, cellular component: lysosome; phagocytic vesicle; late endosome.